This is a messenger RNA of Spirometra erinaceieuropaei, 1514 nucleotides long. The record is from the annotation of a GenBank genome assembly. Lineage: Eukaryota; Metazoa; Platyhelminthes; Cestoda; Diphyllobothriidea; Diphyllobothriidae.
AUGCUGACACAACUCUCUCCUGUGGCUCCACGCAGCUGGACUCUGCUCAGUGGCCACACCCCGGGCAACUGUCUUGACCGGCGGGCUAAACCAGGUGAGGGGGCCCUGUGCGCCGUGCCGUGUGCACAGGGUUUGCGGAUUCCGCUGGAUGGAAGGUCGGAUGGAAACUUGUGUCGGCACCGUCGUGACGUGGUUCGUCUCUGCACGCCGCUGGACAGCCGGUGACGGGAUGGAUCUCCACAUCGACAUUGCCUUGACGCGCCCACCUACGCCGUCGGAGACCGCGGCUUACGGCGAAUUCGAGUCGCUCUCCACUACAACCCGAAGUCGUGGUCCCAUAGUGGAGUUCGGCCGUACCAAAACGGCACAUGGCAGCCCUAUUCAGGGAUGGCACUGCCAGCCCCCACGAGGGGAAGGGCCUAGAAAAGGUGGCCUAAACAUUGCUGGAUACCACGCCGUCUCCAGGCUAGCCAGGGCCGCAGACGUCUAAUCAUGGUCGAACCAAGCAAAAUCGAAACUACAACAAUACCAAUAACAACAGCAACCAUACUAAUUCUCCUCAUCCUACCUCUUCUUCCUCUUCCUCUACCUAUUCUUCUCCUUCGUCACCUUCUUCUCUAUCUCCUUCCCGUCGCCCCACUCGCUGUCACCAGACUGGCAGGGUGAGCCCGCUCACUCUGGCAGCCUGAAAUGUUCGUUCCCUUUUAGACAAUCCGAGGAGCAACCGACCGGAACGGAGGACGGCGCUAGUGGCACGAGAACUGGCGCGUUACAAGGGGGACAUCGCCGCACUCAGAGAGAUCCGAUUCUCCGAACAAGGCCAACUGGAGGAGGUGGUUGCCGGCUACACCUUCUUCUGGAGCGGUCGACCCAGGGCAGAGCGACGGGACGCGGGUGUCGCCUUCGCUAUUCGGAACGACAUCGUGGGACGACUGCCCUGUUUGCCGCAGGGCAUCAACGAUCGCCUGAUGAGCCUCCGCCUGUCUCUCUGGGAAGGCAAAUUCGCCACCAUCAUCAGCGCCUACGCUCCACCGAUGAGCAGCCCGGACGCCGCCGCAAGAGACAAAUUCUACGAGGACCAGCACGCCCUCUUGGCGACUGUGUCGAAGGCGGACAAGUCGAUUGUCCUUGGUGACUUCAACGCCCGCGUCGGCACAGAUCAUACUGCCUGGAGAGGAGUGCUGGGUCCCCACGGUCUCCGCGGCUCAAACGACAACGGCCUGCUGCUUCUCCGCACCUGCGCAGAACACCGCCUUAUCCUGACGAACACCUUCUUCUGUCUGCCGGAGCGAGAGAAGGCCACCUGGAGGCAUCCUCGGUCGCGCCAGUGGCACCUGCUGGACUAUGUCCUCGUCCGGAGGCGAGAUCAGCGGGACGUGCGGGUGACGAAAGCGAUCGCGGGUGCUGACGGGUGGACCGACCAUCGCCUCGUCAUCUCGAAGAUGCGUAUUCGCCUACAGCCUCGCAGGAGACCACAAGGUAAGCGACCCCCAGGUAAGCUGAAUGUUGCUUAG